AACUAAACAAAGGGGAGUAGUUUCUAGAAGCCCAGCAGUUGUCUUUUAGAGUUCAAUUCCAAUUCUAUACAAGUUUCUAGAAGGCGCUAAAAAUGGCGCUGUGGCUGGACUCAGGUUCAGAACCUCAAACGGAGAAUGAAAAGGCUGAUCUUGACGCCAUUGCUGCAAUCAAAGAAUCUACCGCUUUAGAGCUUAAGGAUCAAGGAAAUGAGUUAAUUAAGAAAGGGAAGAAGCAUUACAAAGAUGCUUUAGAGUGUUACACUAGAGCAAUAAAUCAGAAGGCUUUGGGUGAAUCGGAGACAUCAGUUUUGUAUGCCAAUAGAGCCCAUGUAAAUCUUUUAUUAGGAAAUAACCGGCGUGCUCUUGAGGAUGCUCAACAGGCUAUUGAGCUUUAUCCGCCGAAUAUUAAGGCUAUUUAUCGUGCUGCCAAAGCAUCAUUUGCUCUCGAUUUGUUGAAAGAGACUAUAUCUUAUUGUAAACAAGGAUUUGAACUGUCUCCCGAUAAUGAAGAACUUAACAAGCUGGUGAAGCUAGCUAGUGAGAAAUUAGUCAUACGUGAGAAGUAUGAAGCUGAAGUAUCUAAUGCUUUGAAAGGUGCUAAGGACCUUCUUGCCGCAUUUGAAGAUAGAAGAUUGAAGAUGGGAAAAACAAUGUACCGGGAACUAAUUGGAUUGAAGAAACCAAUUAUAGACAAAAGCAAAAUUCUUUAUUGGCCAGUGCUUCUGCUUUAUCCAGAGGUUAUGUCUAGUGACAUAAUUGAAGAAUUCUGUGAGACUGACAUGUUUUCAUCACACUUAGAUACAAUGUUUUCCGAAACUUGUCCUCCUCUGCAAUGGGAUAAAGAAAAUGUAUACACCCGUGAAAAUAUUGAAUUAUACUAUGAGGCUGGCUCAUCAGUGCCUUUGUCGAAGACACAGAUUUUGCAUAAUUUAUUAGAAGGCACCCCUGGUGCUGGUGCAGUGAGCAUUGAUGAAGACACUUCUCAAAGUUAUGUGAAGGCUGGAGGUCAUUCUUCCAGAUGGGUUAAGGUCAACGAAAAAAGGACACUUCAUGAUGUGUUGAAGGAACCAAAUUAUGUUAUUCCAGGUAUACCAGUUUUCUACAUUGUGUCAAAACGCUCUGACUUCUAUGAAAAAUUCAAAGCUGGCAAAUGGGGAACCCCUGAAUUGCAUGAUCUAAGAUAAUAACUAAAGAAGACCUGCUUUCUAGUCGACGUGCAGGUGUAGACUGCACUUCUCGGAUACAUCGUCAUACGAGUUGAUGUAAAACUCACACUCCUGAGUUGAUUACCUGCGCCAUGCCGAUAUGCUAUUUAAUGGCCCAAAAUUUACCCAAUGCCCUUCAUUCUGUCUUGAUGUGAAUUAGAGGGAGCGAGCAUUAGUAGCAUUAGUAAAAUGUUCCAUUAUUUUCAACAGUUUAUUGUGCUCAUUCUUCUAGUUUUGUCUUUUUUUUCAGUGUCUUGUAAUAUCAUACUUAUGAUUUUCUUUAAUUCUUGUUCGAUGAACUAUAAUCGCUUCCUAUGAUUUAUAAAAUGUGCUGUAAUUUCUUGUUGAAAGACAA
Amaranthus tricolor (Joseph's coat) is the source of this 1560-nucleotide messenger RNA. RefSeq lists its product as uncharacterized. The record is from RefSeq and is a predicted model, not a curated record. The coding region runs from base 93 to 1184 and encodes 363 amino acids. The transcript has 8 exons. Gene Ontology annotation, molecular function: Hsp90 protein binding. Lineage: Eukaryota; Viridiplantae; Streptophyta; Magnoliopsida; Caryophyllales; Amaranthaceae.